Molecule: messenger RNA, 3734 nt
Organism: Clarias gariepinus (North African catfish)
Lineage: Eukaryota; Metazoa; Chordata; Actinopteri; Siluriformes; Clariidae
Gene: map4k6
Product: mitogen-activated protein kinase kinase kinase kinase 6
Exons: 32
Coding region: 432-3125 (897 amino acids)
Biological process (GO): protein phosphorylation
Molecular function (GO): ATP binding; MAP kinase kinase kinase kinase activity
Source: RefSeq, a predicted model, not a curated record
AAGAACCUUUCAUCUCUAUGCACACAUCAAUUAUCCUGUUAAAUAUUUCCCUGAACGUGCCGAACUACAUACUGCCACGGCAUGUCCGUCAGGGGACUUUACUGACGGAAACACACUUCCGACCGCAUCAGUCUGAGCUCAGGUUAAAUAAGAUGGUGGUUGUUUGCUUUUCGCUUGUAAGUGCGUGUCGGCUCUCCUGUACACCGCAGGCUGUACUGCUGCUGAAUAAUAUAGUUCCUCGACAGCAUACACAGCCCAUGGCCCAGCAGAACAGCGCGAUGUAACUCCAUUACAGGAGCCAUUUCCUUUGAACACUUGAUGCUAACGAGGAAGUGGCGACACGCUGAUUCUCGUGCAAACAACAGCUUCACAACAGAAACUGCGUUCCUGUGCAUGGCUGAGUGACGAGCGGUGCAGAAACACUGCACACAAUGGAUGACAUCGGCGUGUUAAACAGCAACCCGCUGGACGAUUACGAGCUGAUCACGCGCAUUGGGAGCGGCACGUACGGAGAUGUUUUCAAGGCGCGUAACAUUGAGACAGCGAUCAUUGCAGCCAUCAAAGUAGUCAAACUGGAUGCUGGAGAUGACAUUUCAAGCAUUCAGCAGGAGAUUACCAUGAUGAAGGACUGCGUGCACAAAAACAUUGUGGCAUACUUUGGCAGCUACCUCAGAAACAACAAACUGUGGAUCUGCAUGGAGUUCUGUGGAGGAGGGUCACUACAAGACAUCUACCAUGUGACUGGACCCCUGAAAGAGAGACAGAUUGCAUACGUAUGCAGAGAAACACUACAGGGACUACAUUAUUUACAUAUGAUGGGAAAAAUGCACAGAGAUAUAAAAGGAGCCAACAUUCUUUUGACUGAGAGAGGAGAUGUCAAACUAGCGGAUUUUGGAGUAGCAGCAGAAAUCAAUGCAUCUGUUGUGAAGAGAAAGUCCUUUAUUGGUACCCCAUACUGGAUGGCUCCAGAGGUGGCAGCUGUAGAGAGGAAAGGUGGCUAUAACCAGCUGUGUGACAUCUGGGCAGUGGGGAUAACGGCCAUAGAACUAGCAGAACUUCAACCACCAAUGUUCGAUCUACACCCAAUGAGAGCUUUAAUGCUGAUGUCCAAAAGCAGCUUCCAGCCACCCAAACUAAAGGACAAGACCAAAUGGUCCAGAGAAUUCCACUGUUUCAUCAAGAUGGCACUUACCAAAAGUUCUCGGAAGCGGCCCACAGCUGAGAAGCUGCUGCAGCAUGCUUUCAUUACCCAACUCUUGACACGUAAUUUGGUCAUAGAGUUGCUGGACACUGCAAACAACCCUGAUCUUCAGCACUCUCAGACUAUGGAUGACAGCGAUCUGGAGACAUGCAGUGUUUUUCCUGAUAAGAUCACAUCUUUGGCAAAACACUUGCCUGUCAGAAAAAGAGUUCCUGAAGAGAAUUUUGGCAAUGAAACGUUUACAUCAUCCAUGCAGAAAGACAUAGACCUUCGCCCAGAUUCACUGGGAUCCAGUGAUGAAUGGAGUUCUAUUGGCGAUAAGGAGGAAUCUCCAGGUUUACUGGAGUGUGUUGAGGAAGCUUUGCUUGAGAGGAGCUUAACUAUGAAGCGAGCACCCUCGGCUGAGCAGGACUCACCGACAGAAGACGACGACGAUAAAUAUGGCACAGUGAAGAGGGUGGUCCCAAAACCACAGGCAGCUAAAAACCAUUUCUCUGCAAGUCAGGCUAAAACUGCCUCUCCAAGUACUUCUCCUCUCAUUGGCUCAACACCCGUCAAAGAUGCUAACCCUUCUCUUCUUAACGACUCAACGUUGCGGGUUGGCUCAGCAGUUUCUGACCUUUCCCUUCCCACAGACAUCUCCCUCUGCAGUGACUCCUCGUUCUUAACUGAUUCCCCUAGCCUGGGCUCCCAGUGCAAGACUCCAACCGAUGAUUUCAUAAUGGGAAGCUCCAUCGCUGUUGAGCAAGGACGGAACUCUCUUCCCCGGCAGCCACUUUCACCUGAAUGGAGCACGCUUAGAAGGAAAACCGAAUUGUCUAAAGAUGGUGUUCAUGGACUGCCACCUACACCUCAAGUGCAUAUGGGGGCCUGUUUCUCCAAGAUAUUCAACGGCUGUCCUUUGAAAAUUCACUGGGCUGGCACUUGGGUUUUACCAAAGACUAGAGACCAACAUCUUAUCCUUGGUGCAGAGCAGGGCAUUUACACUCUUAACCUUAAUGAGCUUCAUGAGGACACUAUGGAGAAGUUGCUCCCACAGAGAUGCAGCUGGCUAUAUAUCAUGAACGAUGUGCUAAUGUCUGUCUCAGGAAAGUCCUCACAGCUGACUUCUCACAGUUUACGUGCACUUUUUGAGCACCGUGAAAGCAUGCAACGGCGCCAAGGUCACCUGUCAAUUAACGCCCACCGUCUGAGUACAAGAAUCAAUUCAAGGAAGUAUGCCAUGUCUGUGAAGAUCCCAGACACUAAGGGCUGUAGAAGGUGUAGUGUUGUAAGGAACCCGUAUACGGACAGCGUUUUCUUGUGUGCAGCAGUGCCAAGCGGUCUGGUUCUUCUGCUGUGGUAUGACCCAAUGCAGAAGUUCAUGCAGCUUAAACAUAUACCUUUGAAUCUGCCUGAGUCUUUGCCAAUCUUUGAGCUUCUGGUGAAGGAGAGCGAGGAACUUCCUCAACUGUGUGUGGGGGUACACUGCAAAAAUCACAACUCUGGAGAUACAAUGGAUCAUUUAGAAUUUAAUAUCGUCCCUCUUGAUGACACACCUAGAGAACACCCAGCUGGUGAGAGUCUAGAACUGAAACAAGUAACUCAACUGGAUAGAGACAGAGUCCUCGUAGCCCUCAAAGACACUGUGAAAGCUGUAGAUCUAAACGGCUGCUCUAGCAAAGGCUUGGCUUCAGAACUCACCUUCGGUUUUUCAAUAGAGACACUUGUGUGCUUGCAGGAUAGUGUUCUUGCUUUUUGGAAACAUGGCCUUAAGGGAAAGAGCUUACAAAGUGGCGAGGUAGUGCAAGAGAUUACAGAUGAGAGUCGUGUCUUCCAGGUGCUGGGGACAAAUAAGGAUAUCAUCUUACAAAGCACGCCCACGGCUGACCCAUCUGCCAUGAGCAACUUGUAUAUUCUUACUGGCCAUGAGAGCAGCUUUUAAUGCAACUCAGGAACUUUCAAAUGAAUCUGCACUCAUGAAGGCAUUUCUGUCCUCUACAACAAAUGAUGAGUGUGGGUUGGCCUCAGAUCCCAUAGGGGAGACAGUCGGCAUCAUUCUGCCAAUAUGAGAAGACCUACAGCUUCAUGUAAAUGCAGGAAGAGGAGGAUAGAAACUGAGCUGCCGCAGACACUGAACCAACAACAAAUCAUCAGAGAGCUAAAAAGAUGAACUAAAGUUUAUUUCACUUUAGGACAAAUGACAAAAUUAGGCAAAAGUACGGGUUUGUUUGUACAGUAUAGAAACACAGUUUAAUUUAUUGUAGCAGAUAAGACUGAUAGCAUCAUCUCACAGUAAUGCUUCUCUUGUUGACUGUUUUACUGAUAGAUGUACUGCAGAAAAUUUGACUGUCUUUGGUGGUACAAUUGUAGAAUGGUACGUGUUUUGGUGUGUGUCUCGUAGGCAGCAGAGUGUGAGCCUCAUUGAUCAUCUGGUCAGAGAAAUAUAGUUGUUGAUUUCUUAUUCUGAAAAAUAAGAAUUUCCACUGCACUGUGAAAAUUAGGAUGUAGAUAUUAAGAGAGUAUUAAAACCUAUAAUGUUGUUUGGAAUGUU